Adelges cooleyi (spruce gall adelgid) is the source of this 2125-nucleotide messenger RNA. Its product is annotated as PH-interacting protein-like. The transcript has 5 exons. NCBI's taxonomy places the organism in Eukaryota, Metazoa, Arthropoda, Insecta, Hemiptera, Adelgidae. The coding region runs from base 502 to 1455 and encodes 317 amino acids. Gene Ontology annotation, biological process: chromatin remodeling. Gene Ontology annotation, molecular function: histone H2AXY142 kinase activity; protein binding. Gene Ontology annotation, cellular component: WICH complex. The record is from RefSeq and is a predicted model, not a curated record.
AGUAAAAUUUACUAUUUAGUAUUUUUUAUGAAUUGAGUUGCAUAGUAAUAGAAAUAAAAAUUUGGAAGAACAUUUUAGAAUUAAAAUUUACCAACGUUAAAACAUAUCUGCGCAGAAUGCGUUCUACUCGCUUCAUGAUAAUUCUACAGCAAAAAUAUCUAUAAUAAAAACGAAGGGUGUUUUUGCUCUAAAACAACCAUGGACUGCAUUCUGCGAUUUUAGGUUUAGAUGAAAAAAAAUAUGAAAAUUGCUGACAGAUGCUGUGAUAGUCCGAAAAAAUAAAUUAACUACCAAAGAACUCCUACGGCUGUCGAAGUGCCUGCAUUAUGCCGUCAGUUGCAGCAAAAUUACAAAAAUAGCGAAGAAGAAAACAAGAAAAAUGGUAACACUAAUUACAAUCGACCCAGAAAAUUAAGGCCUCGGUCGUUGAGAGAGAGGAGCAGACGUGAAUGCAAUCAACUAUUCGACUGGAAAGCAGAAUGUAAAAAGUUUUUACAAAUUAUGUGGAUGUCUAAAGAUAGCACGCCUUUCAGAGAACCAGUGGAUUACACCAAGUAUCCAAAUUACGGAUGGGUAGUGAACACACCUAUAGAUUUUACUUCGAUCUGGGAGGACCUGCGUGGUGACAAUUACAACAGCCCUGUAGAGUUUUGUGAAGAUGUUAGGAGAGUGUUUGAAAACUCUCGGUUAUACACUGAAGUGCAUCCUGAUCAAACAGUAUAUUGUUGUUUUAUUGAACAUAACAAAUUUAUUAAUAUGAUUGACGACGGUUUUAUCAAUUGUGUAAAGGUGGAGAGCAUGAGACAAAAUAUGAUCGACAUGGUUGAACUGAAUAUAACCAAAAUACUCAACGACUGGAAUACAAUGUCAAAAUGUUCCAAAACUUCAUCGUUGGCCAAUCAUUUGAGUUCACAACCGCAGCGGAGGUGUAGGCUAAAAAGGAGGAGGACCUAUGAUAACAGUCCUAGUGAAGACAACAGCGAUGAUGAUUUUAAUAAUCAGUUACCCAAACGACUGCGGCAAACUGAAACCCCAACUCUUCUUCGUCAGUACUCAUCAAGGACUUGCAAGUCCAUAUACCGAUGCAACGACAGCAGUGACAGCGACGAUGUAAUGCCGACCAGACCUUCACGUAGUAGGCGGCUACCCAUGAAAAAAGAAAUAUUUGAAAUACCUCCUAUAACCAGCAAACGGCAAACAACUAGGUUCCACGACGAAAACUAUAAUGACAAACAACUACAACCACAAGCGUCUUCCUCCCGGGGUGCAGUCAAGCCAGCUCAUUCAAGAUUUAUGAACCUGAGAACCAAACAAAAAAGGGAUUAUGCAGAGCGUAGUGAAAAGAGUUCAGGUGACAGUACUAAUGACGAAGAAGAGAAUAUAAGGGUGUCAGUAAGUAGCAGAGGUAGGAUAAGAAAACUAACAGCGGAUGCCAAAGCCAUGUAUAGGAGGUAGUGUUGUUUUCAAUUACGACCCAUCUCUAAAUUAUUGUCACCUUUUUUUUUUAAUAACUAUUAUUUAUUAUUUUACUAUUUACAACAUUAAUUUUAUUUAAAAUUACAAUAAUUGAUCGUUUAAGUUGAAUGCUUAUAUAACUUAGUAUAUUAAUAAUUUUUUUAAAAGUUUUUUGAAAUGAUAAUCAACAUGGAUACUUUUUCAUUAUUAAAUGUUCAAUUAAGAUAUUAUUUUAAAUUCUUAAUAAUUCUAAUUAGUAAUAUUGUACUUCUAUUAUAGAUGAGUACUAUUUUUGUUAAUGUUCUAUACCUAAUUCCUUAAUAAAUAGAGUAUCACAUUCUCUUAAGGUACAUUGGCACAACGUUUGCUUUCAAUUAUUGUUAUAAAAGGCGACCAAUAACAUUGUCCCAUUAAAAGUAUACAGCCACCUAAAAUGCUAUAUCAGCCAUUUUGCAAUUAUUGCACGUUGCUGAUUUACAUAGACCUAUAAAGGUUCUUUGUAAACCAUAUGGAGUAGUCCUGUUAAUUUUUGUCAUGUUCAAAAGUUUCCAUUUCCCAUGAAUUUGAACUUUGAAUCAUGAUUAUAAAUAAUAUUGUGGUUUAAAUUUUGCUCAUCAGCAAAAUUUAGUUUUAGGCAAUAUAUUUAAGAAUUCCAUAUAAUUUCCUACUU